AUGAGUACAUUAUCUACAAUGAUAGUGUAUGUGAAAUCAUCAAUUUCUUAUGAAGAUCCAGUAUUCAUAUUUUUGGAACUUGUAGAAUUAAGACUACAAACAGCUCUAAAUAUAACCAAUCAACUUAUUGAAUGUUUAAACAAAUCUGGUUUUAAUGAUGAAUUUUUAAAAACAAACUGGAUAUCAUUUGUGAGUGAUGGAGCUAGUGUACUCGUCGGUAAAAAAGCUGGAGUGGCAAAAUUACUUAAAGAUAAAUACCCUUUAAUUUUUAACUGGCAUUGCCUAAAUCAUCGUUUAGAAUGUCAAUGA
Molecule: messenger RNA, 309 nt
Organism: Macrosiphum euphorbiae (potato aphid)
Lineage: Eukaryota; Metazoa; Arthropoda; Insecta; Hemiptera; Aphididae
Source: the annotation of a GenBank genome assembly